This is a messenger RNA of Coccinella septempunctata (seven-spotted ladybird), 1050 nucleotides long. RefSeq names its product protein ALP1-like. The transcript is spliced from 2 exons. NCBI's taxonomy places the organism in Eukaryota, Metazoa, Arthropoda, Insecta, Coleoptera, Coccinellidae. The record is from RefSeq and is a predicted model, not a curated record. The annotation marks the transcript as partial.
UUCGACGAAGUACUAUCUCUAGUUGGGCCUUCUCUAGCCAAAAAAAGCAACCGUGAACCAAUAAAUCCAGCACAGCGCUUAGCAUUAACAUUGAGGUUCUUAUCGCAGGGUGACUCCUUAUUCAGUUUAGCUUCAGGAUAUAAAGUUGUUAGAUCAACAGUUUCCCUAAUAAUCAAGGAAACUACAGAAACUUUAUGGAAUAUAUUAAAUGGCUUAGUACUGAAGCCUUUGACUUUAGAAGACUUCCAAAAAAUUGCUGAACAAUUUGAAGGUGCAAUAGAUGGCAAACAUAUAGCUAUUCAGUGUCCUCCUAAUUCAGGAAGCGAAUUUUUCAAUUACAAAAAACAUUUUAGCAUUGUACUACUCGUUAUAUGUGAUGCUCACUAUAAUUUUCGUUAUGUCAACGUUGGAGUUUAUGGUUCACAAAGUGAUGGUGGUGUUUUAUCAAAUUCAGCCUUUCUUGAUACACUGGAUAAAUUACAAUUGCCAGAAGAAUGUUAUCUUCCAAACAGCACAAUAAGAAUGCCAUAUUUCAUUGUGGGGGAUGAUUCUUUUCCCCUCAGCAAAUAUUUAAUGAAACCAUACAAGGGAACGAGUUUACCGUUAAAAAAACAAAUAUUCGAUUAUAGAUUGAGCCGUGCAAGGAGAGUUAUUGAGAAUUCAUUUGGUAUAUUGGUUGCACGGUGGAGAAUUUUCACCAGAACUAUAUCCUCACGCCCAGAGACAGUGGAUUUCAUAAUAAAAGCAACAGUUUGUUUACAUAAUUUCAUUAAGAAAAAAGAAUAUCAUAUGAGUGAGGUUAAGAGAAAGUACUGUCCUCAAAAUUUUUUUGAUCGAGAAACUGACAAUGGAGUGGUUGAAGGAGAUUGGCGUAGGGAAGUGGGAAAAUGUGUAGUUUUAGAAGAUGUGCAUAGAGGGCGAAAUUGUGGCAAUAAUCCUGGUAAAAGUGCUCUCACGAUUAGAGAAAAUUUAACAGAGUAUCUCAUUAGCCCAGCAGGAUCUUUACCUGGUCAAGUAGAUUAUGUAAAAAGGGGGCGAAGCAAUAUUUAG